AUAUAAUCAAAGAAUAAUCACUUAUUUAUAUUCCAAAGAAAUAUUACAUCAUUAUAUGAAAAGCGGCAACGUGCAUAGCUCACAGCUAAAAAUACGAUACCAGACAUGAUAUAUUAUGGCAAGUGAUGUGAUUGUCAAGGUCAUCCCUGUGACAGAUUUGAUUUUAUUCGUCAGUUUCAUUUUUUUUACGAAGUUUCGAAAGUUCGAAAAAAAAAUUUGUUUUCAAGAUUACAUAGUAAAGGUCUAUCUAUCUGAAUUUGACAGUCCCUUCUUAAACAAUGUAUAAAGAAAUUAGAUGAAAAAAAAGAACAUAAUUAAAGCACAAUGUCGACUUUCGACCUGGCCCAUUAUUCAAACCGGUUUACCUCGGUUAAUGUUGAAAACAAGAAAAAAGGGUCAUCAUGCAGUUUCUUCCGUCUGCUUCGUGGUAUCACGACUGAUGCUCCGGCCGGAUCCGAUUAAUUUUAACGUUCUAUGGUGCGCACGUGUGCUACCUUACUGUGGCAUAAAAUCUCGGCAAAGUCGAACGACCUCAGUUUGGCUUUGACGUCUUGUCUGGUUUUGUUUUUGCGGCCUCUUCUACGCGGCGAAACUUUUUCCUCGUGAACAGUCGAUCGAUAGCUCCCGCGGUAGCUACCACGAUUUCCUCUCCCACGAUUGGUAGACAAUUCAAACUGUUCUAACUUGCAAUAAAUUUUGUUAAAUGUGUGUAAACUUAGUACUUUAUUUUAACUUAAGUCAGUAAGUCACUUGCAAAGACCUCGUGACAGAUAAUGACUUUGAAAAAAGUGACUGUUAUUUUAAUCAUCUUCGUUUGGGCCACUGAUUCCCUGGCAGUUUAUUAUCCUCGUUCAAGGCGAUCAAGUAAUGAAUAUAUAUUGCACAGAUGUACAGCCACUGCGGAAUUAAUUAGAAAGCAUAGGAAUGAGGAUGUUGGAGCCAGUUUACGCAGAGCCGAAGGAAAUUUGACACAAUCGCAAAUGCAACAAAAAGAUUCUCUGAUUGACGCUAUUCAAUCUGAAACUUCCAAGCAAAUUUCGAACGGUGUUUUUCGACGUAUGACUCAUAUGAGAAGACGCGGUAGUGGGCACGCACGUCGAAUCGCAAGCAAACAUUUAGCAGAUACACCUCUUAAAACCGUAAAUAUCAACGUACCACAAGACAGACCAUCAGCUUUUAAGAAGAAAAAUCCAUUACCGGAACUCUCGCGCAAUAUAUCGGGCAGAAACAUCGAUUCGUCGUCACAUGUAAUAAUUAUCAAAUCUCUCACUUAAUAUUUUUCCAAUGACAUUCAGUUUAUAUUGCCGCAGAUUUUAAUUUUAUUGCAAAUUAGUAUAACUGCGUAAUACAUAAUUACUUGUAAUAAUACUAAAGAAAAGCAUAUCAUUUUUUUUUUUUUGGAACA
Messenger RNA from Acromyrmex echinatior (Panamanian leafcutter ant), 1405 nucleotides. RefSeq lists its product as uncharacterized. Lineage: Eukaryota; Metazoa; Arthropoda; Insecta; Hymenoptera; Formicidae. The record is from RefSeq and is a predicted model, not a curated record.